This is a messenger RNA of Paramecium pentaurelia, 1243 nucleotides long. The record is from the annotation of a GenBank genome assembly. NCBI's taxonomy places the organism in Eukaryota, Ciliophora, Oligohymenophorea, Peniculida, Parameciidae.
AUGAAUUAUAAACAACUCAUCUAUUGGGAAAAAUAAGGCUAUGAUUAAUUAUGUGGUGUGCAUUGCAUAAACUCUCUAUUAUAAGGACCCUAUUUUAAUGAAGUUGAUUUAGCAACUAUUGCUUAAGAAUUAGACAGAUAGGAGAUUGAAUUAUUAGGAAAGACAGGUCAUCGUUACAAAUCAUAAAAUGUAGCAGAAGAUGGUAAUUUCUCAAUCUAGGUUUUGGCUGAAGCCUUAAAAAAAUUAGGAGAUUUAUCAAUUGAAUCUGUUGAUUCAAAACUCAACUAAAAUUAAGACUUGAGGUAUUUUAUUUUUUUAUAUAAAUUAAGUUAAGAAAGUGGAUUUAUAUGUAAUUCCUCAGCUCAUUGGUUUGCAAUAAGAAAGAUUGAGAAUAUUUGGUACAAUUUAAAUUCAACGAAUAAAAGAGGACCAGAAAUAAUUAGUGACUUUUAUCUAUCUGCAUUUUUAUUAUCAGUAAAAGAGAAUGGAUAUUAAAUAUUUGUUGUUAAAGGUGUUUAUCCUCCACCAUAAUUAGAUGUAUUUAUUAUUUAAUCUAUCUUUAUAGAAUAUCAAUUAGAAUGAUCGUUAAAAAGUGCUUACUGCCUAAUACAUUAAAUAAGUUCAUGAUAGAAGAGUCAAAAAGAAGAAUUAUAAAUUGAAUAUAGGAGGAUCAGAUGAAGUUGAAAUGGAAAAAGCAUUAAAAGAAAGUAAAGGAGAAAAAUAUGUAUUUUUAAUUUUUCAUAUUUUUUUAGGAAUCAACAGAUGAAGAAUUUGAAGAAGAGAUUCAAUAACCUCAAAAAAAAUAAUCCACUCCUAAAUUUCAAGGAUAAGGAAUUUAAUUUGAAUUUUAAUAAUCAAUUGUAAAUUAUCCAAAUUUUAACAUUGAUCCACUAGAUGCUGAAUAUAGAUCUAUUAUACUUAUGACAAUUGAAUAAGUAAUAAUAUUAUUAAUAUAUUGCUAGAAAUUUAGUAUUUAAUUAGAAGAAGGUUUAGUUAUUCUAUUUUAGUUGCCUGAUGGAAAAAGUAAGUAAUAUACUUUUAGUUAUGAUGCAACAGUUGAAGUAUUAAUAAAAUCUAUUAAAAUUAGGAUCUUUAUGAUUUUAUUUUUUAUGAAAGUAGAUAAACACCUAUGAAAUUCACUUUAGUUUGUCCAAUAUAAAAGUUAUAACUUUUGGAUGUUUCAUAAUAGCUUCUAGAUAUUGGAAUAGAUACAAUGACUUAAAUUAUUGUAAGAAAAGAAUGA